AUGCCCUGCCCUUACCCGGCGAGGAGUGCACAGGCGGUGCCGCAGACCCGCGUGACGCCGGUCGGUGUCAUCAAGUCGCUGCACAUGAUGUCAGGAGUCCUGGGGCCGCCACCUCCAAAGUCCCCAACCCGCGGUGGUGGUGCGCCAUCUGCCAGUGGCCCGAGUUCUGGCACCCACAAGCUACAGUCCGCCGGCAUGGGGUGCAGAGAGAGGUAUGGCUAG
Molecule: messenger RNA, 222 nt
Organism: Symbiodinium natans
Lineage: Eukaryota; Dinophyceae; Suessiales; Symbiodiniaceae
Source: the annotation of a GenBank genome assembly